AACGCCACGGAAACCGACGCGUGCGACCGCGUCAGGAUAGGCACCGACGUGUUUGGCGUGAGUUCAAACGGCACGCGGCUUCUUCCAAUCUCCGGCAAAAAGCGCCAAGAGGGAAGCGUGGUGGUGUGGAACCACUGGCGCUACUUGGUUUGUAAAAGCGGGCUUCUCCGAAGAACCUUUGGCGAGCCCCCGAGAGAUUACUGUAGGUACUUCACAUGCAACGGAAGCUGUGUUCGAGGCGUCCAGUGUCGGUUCAUUCACGACAUGAGCCGCAUGGCCUUGUGCCGCCAUUAUUUGGCCGGCAGGUGUCUGGGGCACUGUAUACUUUCUCACGAGGCCAGUGAGUACAACACUCCGGUGUGCCGGUACCACCUAGAGGACCGGUGUUCGAAUGCCCGUUGUAACUUUUCCCAUGAGCUUCCGGCGCACGCCCGAGACUCGGACUUCAGCAUAUGGACAUGUCGCCCGUUUGCAGUGGGCGGGUGGUGUGACCGCGGCCGGCUUUGCCCGUUCGCCCAUCUAUACAAUUGCCCCGAUUACGAGGAAAGCGGCUUGUGUCCGCGGGGCAACUCGUGCCCAUUGACACACACAAUCACCAAGCGGUCGUUCGAACCACAGAAUACGAUUGUUAGUAGUUAUAGCGUCGACCCAGCGGUCUUGUUU
Metschnikowia bicuspidata var. bicuspidata NRRL YB-4993 is the source of this 663-nucleotide messenger RNA. RefSeq lists its product as uncharacterized. The annotation marks the transcript as partial. NCBI's taxonomy places the organism in Eukaryota, Fungi, Ascomycota, Pichiomycetes, Serinales, Metschnikowiaceae. The transcript has 2 exons. The record is from RefSeq and is a predicted model, not a curated record. Gene Ontology annotation, molecular function: metal ion binding.